This is a messenger RNA of Schistosoma intercalatum, 1255 nucleotides long. NCBI's taxonomy places the organism in Eukaryota, Metazoa, Platyhelminthes, Trematoda, Strigeidida, Schistosomatidae. The record is from the annotation of a GenBank genome assembly.
GUUAUCGUAUUCAGAUUCGUGUGAAUGCAGAAAGGCAAUAAAGGAGUUGUACUGGUAACCGGUGGUUCCGGGUUCAUUGGAAGUCAUACAAUUGUAGAACUAGUCAAUAAUGGUUAUUCAGUUAUCACUUUGGAUAACCUAAGUAAUUCCAGUAUUAAAUGUAUAGAACGUAUUGAAAAAAUAAUUAAUGAAAAAUUACUUUUCUAUGAAGUGAACUUAUUAGAUAAAAAAGCUGUGGAUGAUAUCUUUGAAAAACAUAAAAUUGAUUAUGUCAUACACUUUGCCGCUUUGAAAUCCGUAUCUGAAUCAAUUGAAAAGCCUAUACAAUAUUACAACAAUAAUUUAGUGGGUAUAUUAAAUUUAUUGCAGGUGAUGAUUGCGCAUAAUGUUAAAAAUUUUGUUCUGUCCAGUUCUGCUACUGUCUAUGGUGAGCCUCAGUUUUUACCACUUACGGAAAAACAUCCAAUUGGAAAUUGUCAAAAUUCAUAUGGUAAUACAAAACUUUGUUGUGAAUUAAUCUUGAAGGAUUUAUAUACGUCUGAUCCUACAUGGAAUAUUAUAAGUCUACGGUAUUUUAAUCCGGUUGGUGCGCAUGCCAGUGGAUUGAUUGGUGAAGAUCCACGAGGAAUUCCAAAUAAUCUCAUGCCUUAUGUGACUCAAGUAGCCAGUGGUUUAUUACCUUACGUAAAUGUGUAUGGAAACGAUUAUCCAACAGUCGAUGGGACAGGUGUUCGAGAUUAUAUUCACGUUGUUGAUCUAGCUGAAGCCCAUACUAAAUCAUUGGAUAAAAUCAAACAGAAUUGUGGUUUCAAGGUUUAUAAUUUAGGUACAGGGCAAGGAUGUUCUGUAUUACAAAUGAUUCAAGCAAUGGAAACAGCAAGUGGUAAAACAAUUCCUUAUACAAUAUGUUCAAGACGACCUGGUGAUUGUGCAACUGUUUAUUCAGAUGCAUCAUUAGCUCAACAAGAGUUAGGAUGGAAAGCAAAAUAUAACAUUGAUAAAAUGUGUGAAGAUUUAUGGAAUUGGCAGGUGAAAAAUCCACAAGGUUAUCUCACUUCAACACAUUCUAAUAAUUGAUUGAUUUUCUCAGGUUUUACUUAAUUUGUGCCUUUUUCUUCAUUUUCUAUUCAUGCAAUAUCUUUAGUUGCAAAAUUGUGUUUCGUAUGGGCUUUCUCUUUAAUUAAUUUUUUUUAUAAGGUUCUUUGUAUGAUGAUUUCGCUUAAUCUAAUAUGUGAAUAAAGUUUUUCUAAUAAUA